CCACUCCGCGCCCGGAUUGCAGAGCGGGGAGCGGGCUGCGCCACUGCCCUGCAGGAGUGUUGUGUGCCCCCGGCCCACCGUGUCUGGACUGCGGCGCGAAGGCGCCACAAGCUCCACUUUGCUCCAGGCGCCGAGGCGAGCGGGAUGCGCUGCCGCUGGGCUUCGUGAGAGGCGAGCGGGACUCCCCGCCCCGCAGCCCGGGAGGUGCCGGGGUCCUUUCGGGGUAAAGAGAGAGGACCAAGAUUCUCGACGCUUUCUCCAGGGGCUCUGGGUAGCCCCACUUUUCUCUGGGCUGAAGGAGGGAGGCAGGGCGAGCGAAGCUGCCCUGGCCGUGUCCCCAGGGACUAGUGAGCUGGGGGGAGGGGGUGGCGCAGCAGAAGCCCCUGGGCAGGAGUCUGCUGGGGCGAGGGGCUCGCUGGCGGGCCCGAGGACUAAACAUCCUGGAAGGAACUAGCAUCAACAGGACUGCGGGUCCGGGUCUCCGGACGCGGGGAAGAGCACGGGAGGAUUGCGCUUUGGUUUGGGGGCGAGUGUCCGGUUGCGAGCUGGCCUAUGCUCGGGGGCAGAGGACAGCCCUGGAGUUGGGGCUCCCGGCCCCAGGUGGGUGGACUAGGUGCCCAGAGGGCGAGUCCCUUUCAGGAAAGGGUGUUGCAUUGCGAGGUGUUGUUCGGGGCCGUGGAGAGCCAGGUGGGAUUUGGGGGACUCCUGAGAUGUCGGGGUAUUGGGGACCGAUGCUGCGAGCCGACUACUCUGGGUUCAGCUUCUCGGCUUUGUAACUUGCUGAGCGCCAAGGGGCGGCUUAGAGUUGCCUGUUAGACUCCGGGCUCCGUCCCGGGUCUGCGAGUUUGUACACUAGGGACUCGAAGAGGAAAGCGAGGCAGCCAAGAGGGGCCCGAAAGGGGCCGGGAGCGAUUGGAGCGAAGCUACGUCUUGUACUUUUGGCAGCUGCGGAGGAGCGCUGGGCUCCGCCUCCUCUGCGCCCUGUUGCCGGUGCUGCCUCUUCCCCUAGCUGCGCGAUGUAACCGCACGUUUUCUUCUCUCUCCUAGGCUUCUUUUGGAAGUUCGAGCCCAGUUGGGUCUUUGUCAUCUGAGGAUCAUGAUUUUGACCCCACUGCUGAGAUGUUGGUCCAUGAUUAUGAUGAUGAACGAACUCUUGAAGAAGAAGAAAUGAUGGAUGAGGGUAAAAACUUCAGUUCUGAAAUUGAAGACUUAGAAAAGGAAGGAAACAUGCCUUUAGAAGAUUUAUUGGCAUUCUAUGGCUAUGAACCUACAAUUUCAGCAGUUGCAAAUUCCAGUGCAAAUAGCUCCCCAAGUGAACUUGCAGAUGAACUACCAGAUAUGACACUAGACAAAGAGGAAAUAGCAAAAGACCUAUUGUCAGGUGAUGACGAGGAAACUCAGUCUUCUGCAGAUGAUCUGACACCAUCUGUGACUUCCCAUGAAACUUCCGAUUUCUUCCCUAGACCUUUACGAUCAAAUACUACAUGUGAUGGGGAUAAAGAAUCAGAGGUUGAAGAUGUUGAAACAGACAGUGGUAACUCACCUGAAGAUCUGAGGAAGGAAAUAAUGAUUGGUUUACAGUACCAGGCAGAGAUUCCGCCUUAUCUCGGAGAGUAUGCUGGUAAUGAGAAAGUGUAUGAAAAUGAAGACCAGUUACUUUGGCGUCCUGGUGUGGUUCUGGAGAGCAAAGUUAAGGAGUACCUUGUUGAGACCUCAUUAAGAACUGGAAGUGAGAAAAUAAUGGAUAGGAUUUCUGCAGGAACACACACAAGGGACAAUGAACAGGCAUUAUAUGAACUUCUCAAGUGCAACCAUAAUAUAAAGGAAGCAAUUGAAAGGUACUGCUGCAAUGGAAAGGCAUCUCAAGAAGGAAUGACUGCAUGGACAGAAGAAGAAUGCCGGAGCUUUGAACAUGCGCUGAUGCUUUUUGGAAAAGAUUUUCAUCUUAUACAGAAGAAUAAGGUGAGAACUAGAACAGUUGCUGAAUGUGUAGCAUUCUACUAUAUGUGGAAGAAAUCUGAACGUUAUGAUUACUUUGCCCAACAGACAAGAUUUGGAAAGAAGCGAUAUAACCAUCACCCUGGAGUUACGGACUAUAUGGAUCGUUUGGUAGAUGAAACAGAAGCUCUGGGUGGGACAGUAAAUUCUUCAGCCUUAACUGCUAACCGACCUGAGCCUAUUCCUGAUCAACAGCUGAACAUUCUCAACUCUUUCACUGCCAGUGACUUGACAGCUUUGACCAACAGUGUAGCGACCGUCUGCAGUCCAACGGAUGUGAAUUGUUUGGAUGAUAGCUUUCCUCCACUGGGAAACACACCCCGUGGACAAGUAAAUCAUGUGCCUGUUGUAACGGAGGAGUUACUCACCCUGCCCAGCAAUGGGGAAAGUGAUUGUUUUAAUUUAUUUGAGACUGGAUUUUACCACUCAGAGCUAAACCCCAUGAACAUGUGCAGUGAAGAAUCAGAAAGACCGGCAAAGAGAUUGAAAAUGGGCAUUGCUGUUCCUGAAUCCUUCAUGAAUGAGGUUUCUGUAAAUAAUUUGGGUGUGGACUUUGAAAAUCACACACAUCAUAUCACCAGUGCCAAGAUGGCCGUGUCUGUGGCUGACUUUGGCAGUCUGUCUGCCAACGAGACCAAUGGUUUCAUCAGUGCCCACGCCCUGCAUCAGCAUGCCGCCCUUCAUUCUGAGUGACUCAAGUGAGGGGCCCGGAAACAGUGGGUGUGCAGUACCAGUAAACUUGAGGAAAGUAUCAGGUUUGCUUAGUCUUUCACUGGAAGUUUGAACCUUUUUCACUAUGACAUCAGUGAUGUCAGUAUGUAUAGAACUAUAUCUUGAUUUAUCAAGAGUAUUUUCAUUUUCAAUCCAUAAAUGUGGAAAUGAACUAUGAUCAGCAGAGUUGGGAACUAAGAUUGAACUCUGGUGCAGCUUUAAGCUCUGCUUAUCUCUUCCUCAUCCCCAGUACCUCUUCCCUACUCCCUUCUUUUUCUAUUCUUUUCUGUUUCCCACUGCCCUCACUCCCAAUUUUAAAACCUGUAGACAGAGGCCACCAGCUCAAAACCAGCACAGAUGUUCUGAACUGAAUGGAGUGGCUUCUUUUCGUGUAAAUUCCUUUUGCCGUAAUGGAUGCAGUGGAAUAACAAUGUUUACAGGUACCGAUCCCGAUCCCUGCUUAAUGUAGCAUUUUUGGUUUUAUUUUCUUAAUUAAAUAAAAGCAGGGGUAGGUUUCUUUAAACUGCACAAACAUGCAAGGAUUUUUUUAAAAUGGAAACUUCUCUCAUGUUAUUCAACUAGAGCACUUCAGUUUACAAAACAGCAAGUCCAUCUUUAUGGAAGCCAGCACGAGGAACUGUGUGCAAAUUAUGAAGACGCUUGCUUGGAUCCUGUUUCAGAAUUUUAGACCAGGUGUACCUUACACAGAAUUGGUCAUUUUACUGCCAGAAGAUUUCUGUGUAACUUCAUUUAUUGGCUAAAAAUUUGGCAUUUGAAGAUGUGGUAUUCACAUGGGGUUUUGUCCACCGUUAUCAAGAUUGUAAUCAUAAAAAUCAUACUGGUCAUUGAUAUUUUAGUUUAUCCUGAGGCAGUUGACUUGCAGGGCACAGUCUACAAAGCCUAGGAUGUUGCCACUCAUUGGUUUACAUUUUGGGACACCUCUUAAGUUGUUUUGUAGCACUGCAGUUCAGAGUGUUAAUAGUUAGGAGGGAUUUCUCGAUUUUACACAUAAGGCAGUAGAACCUUGAAGUAUAUUUAAACUUAACUGUUUAGCUUGAACAGUUGGCAAGAAAAAUGUGAGUUCCUAGCUGAAAUAGAAUGGUACGCUACCACUUUAAGUUUUAAAAAGUGUUUGACGUUCAGAUGCAUCUCAAACUCAGUUUUAUUUUUAUUCCAAACAUUGUGAAUGAGAAGCCAUUGUCAUAAACUUUGGCCAUUUUUGCUCUGUAGAAAUGCAUCUUUAAGUUAUAAGGUGAAUUCAAACAAUAUGUAAUGCAGUAUUAGGAUAUGAUAAGCUUUGCUUUUAUAGUUCAGUUAAAAUACAGAAUUUUACUUUUUUUUGCACCGUCUUAAUUAAAAUUUUCAAUUUCUAUUAGUUGUCUUGCUUUGCAAAAAACUUAAGUGUUUGGCUGCAUUGCUGAUAUUUUUAAGUAUAAAUCGCUUCAAGGUUGUGCUGAUGAGUAGAUAGAAUGUAGUGACCUUAGUAGUGAUGGAAAGGGAGGGUAUUUAUUACACAAACUGUGAACUGCAAUGACAUCCUUAGUUUUGGAUGAUGUGUAUUCUUGUUUUUCUUUGCAGCAUUUUAAUGAAGAUUGCUUUGAAGUGUUUACGCAUUAGCACAUUUACUAUAAAAGUUAGUUUAGCACAGUGGACAAAAGUAGUUAAAUUAAUAACUUAUAGUCCAUCUCUAAUUUAUACAUCUGAAGUCUAGCAUUCCUGUAUGCACACAGUAAAUAAUGGGUAGCCUGGGCUCUGUGUUGCUUUCAGAUAUUUUUAUCCAAGUUGUCAGCUUCUUAUUGCUGUGGUGUCGUGCUAAACUUUGAACCUGAUUUCUUUUGUUAAAAAUGAGUACACCUAUAAUUUAGUAAGAUACUGGCCAUUAUCUUCCAUUGUUAUAACUUUAAUUUUUACUCUGGGUUUACAGUGGCUGGUCUGUAUAAAAUAAUUUACACAAAGAUGACUGAAUGCUAAUACCAGUUGCACUUAAAUGAACAUGCCCAUUCUCAGUAGCUGAUGCAGUAAUAUAUUCAGUUUAUCUAUGCAUUGCUGGGAUCUUGAUAUAAGAUGGAAACAGUGUUUCUUAUCUAAAGUUUUGAUUAUCAGCAAGUUGAAUGGACACUUUAGUUAUUUAAAUAAAGAUUUUUGACCAAAAUCCAGAAAUGAUAUGAGAGAAAAAGAAAUUCCAGCUAGUUUAAUAGAUUUUUAAACACCAGUCUGAUUUUAGCCUCUUAGAGAGCUCUAACUAGCUGGUAACGUUUACUUUCAAUUCCUUGUUAAAAUGAGGCAAUAAUUUGCAAGAUUUUUGUAUAUAUAUGUAAAUUCUUCAUAUCUUUUUAGAUCUAAUUCAAUAUUUUCUGACUGCUUCCUCCAUGUAUAAUACCAUUUUUGUGCAUGCUUGAUGUGACAUUCAUAAAUUGUACCACUAUGACUUUAUUCAUGUAAAAUAGCUAUUUAUUGAAUUUCCUUUUAAAUCUGGACUUACUGGUCUUUUUUUUUUUCUUUCCGUUUGAGCAUCUUAACAGAGAAUUUGUUGCUGUUUAUUAGAAGAAUUGCGUUUGAAAGCAUGAAAAUAACUGAUUUGCAAUCAUAUGGAGAAACAAUAAUGCCUUUAUUAUCAAGUGUUAAGCACAAUUCUUAUAACAAACUGUGAUAAAUUCUUUUUUCUUUUUUCCUUUGUCACAUUAUUUUCGUAUGAACAAACCAAAAAUCCACGGUGAGCAGUUGCAGUGUUGGCUGAUGUGUCUUUCAUGUACAGGGGGUUUGAAGAGGACAGCGGAUUCCUUUAGAAGUGAAACUGGUGCUGUGAUUAUAGCAAUACUUUACUUUUGUUAGUCGUACUCCACUUUUUCAUGCUAGCUUUUUCAGUGUUUAAUUUUCCUCUUGUCAUGGUCAACUGCUGAAUUUACUUGAAGGAUGUAGAAUACUGCUUAAAAAAUACUAAAUUGUAUACAAUUAGGUCAAAGAAUUGUGCAUUUGUUUCCUUUUUAAUUUUUACAAUUGUCGGUCAUAAUAUUUGAGAACAUCAGAUCUAAUAGAGCAUAGUGAUACUGUUUAAUUUAACCAAAGUCUCUAGUGAAUAUUUCAACUUUGAAUGUAAACUAACAAAUAAACCUGACCACCAAGGAGAUUGCCCAGAGUUUCAAAGCACAUUGUCUACAGAUGGAAAUUGAAAUAAUUUAUAAAAAUAUUGACAUUACUAUGUUUUUUAAAAAGUUCUUAAUUUUUUCACUAAAAGGAGGAAACUAUUAGUUUUAUUGUUAAAUAUGGUAGAUAUUAAAAUUCCUCUUAGAUGACCAGUGAUUCCAAUUGUCCCAGUUUGAAAUAAGUACCCUGUGAGUAUGAGAUUAAUUAGUGACAAUCAGAACAAGUUUUAGUAUCAGAUGUUCAAGAGGAAGUUGCUAUUGUUGCAUUGAUUUUAAUAUUUGUACAUAAACACUGAUUUUUUUGAGCAUUAUUUUGUAUUUGUUGUACUUUAAUACCUGGUGUACAGUUCCAGAAAUAAAAAUCUGGAAAUCUUUU
Vicugna pacos (alpaca) is the source of this 6228-nucleotide messenger RNA. NCBI's taxonomy places the organism in Eukaryota, Metazoa, Chordata, Mammalia, Artiodactyla, Camelidae. The record is from RefSeq and is a predicted model, not a curated record.